Molecule: messenger RNA, 3312 nt
Organism: Xylona heveae TC161
Lineage: Eukaryota; Fungi; Ascomycota; Xylonomycetes; Xylonales; Xylonaceae
Exons: 3
Coding region: 1-3312 (1103 amino acids)
Biological process (GO): SREBP signaling pathway
Cellular component (GO): endoplasmic reticulum membrane; Golgi membrane
Molecular function (GO): sterol binding; protein binding
Source: RefSeq, a predicted model, not a curated record
AUGGGAGCGUUGGAGCCGCACGUCCUGCAGGAGGCUCUGGCUUUACAGGACGCAUUGAUUGCAGACCCAGCCAAUCUUGACGCCGAGGAUGAGGAAGAUGGCCUGUCGCCGUUGCUCCAUGCAAAACCUCGCGCCAAUUCAAAUGCAUCAAUUCGUUCCCGUGGCCAAUCGCUAGCUUCCCGUCGUUCAAACGAUUUUGAUUCUCGAGACUGGUUUUUCCAUUCGCCACUGCUGUACUGGAACUGCUCAUCAGCUGAGAUUGCUGCCGAUCCGGACAUUCUGCGCACAAUCAAUUCGCGUGCCAAUUUUACUUCUGCCAACGAUUUCACCCUACGGCAUUCUACCGUGUUUGCAGGAAAGUCGUUUAAAGGAGACCGGCUCGUGGCCGCAGACGCGCUCGUGAUUUCUCUAUUGUCGAAAAUCAAGUCCAGCGUUACCGAGGAUUGGAUUGGCCGCGCACAGAGGCUCGUAAAUGCUGCUCCAGGCCGAUGGUCGCUGUACUCCAGUGAUCCGCUUGUUGCUCGCCCUUGGCUAUAUGAGUUCCGCUUCCAACCGAUGAGCUUGCAUGACGACUUUUUGCUUGCCUUGGCGUACCUCUUCAUGGCUGCUUACGUGGGGGUCAGUCUCAGUAAGAUGCGAGCGGUGAAGAGUCGGUUCGGUCUCGUAGUCACGGUCAUUGUACAGAUUGCUACGUCCAUCAUGGCUAGUUUUACUAUUUGCACCAUGUGCAGAAUCAACUUGACGGGCAUUCCGCAUGAGGCAUAUCCAUUCGUGGUUCUAGCAAUUGGUCUAGAGAAUAUGUUCCGAGUCAUCAACGCUGUCCUUGCCAUUCCGGGUGAGAUGCCUACGACAACGCGUCUAGCAACCGCUCUCGGUGAUAUUGGGCACUUGUCUCUGGCUUCGGCUGGUCAGAAUCUGUUGAUUCUCGGCAUCCUGUCCAAAGUUGUAUCUCCUGGCGUUGCAGCCUUUUGCGCUUUCGCAGCCGUGGCGCUGGUUUUCGACUUCAUUUUCCAUCUGACGUUCUUCGUCGCCGUACUGAGCGUUGACGUACGGAGAAUGGAGCUACAAGAGUCCCUGGAGCGAGUAAAUGUCGAGAAGACUGAUGCCGCAAAGUCCGAUGCCAAGCGACAAACGUGGAACGAAGCUCUGUACAAGGGCGAAUUGCCGUUUAGUACGCGAAUCGCCGGCUCAGCAAUCUUGAUCGCCUUUGUCGUCGCGCUCAAUGGUCACUUUUUCGAGAACGAGACCCCGGUCCAAGUCACGACGCGAUUAUAUCGGUUGCUCAAAUCUUCUGGUACAGAGAGGACAGAUCCCACUCCAGCCAGCCUGGAGCCGGUCAAUCAAGCUCGAACGCCCACGGCUUGGAUGCGGCUCCAAGACCACGAUACGGCAAAGGAGCUGAUUGAUAUCGUCAAGCCACAUGCCCAUCGGAUCAUUGCUCGUGUCCAUGAUCCACUGGUUUUUGUCCUUUCGGGAGCAGAUCGAAAAGGUGGUCACACUGUCACGCCCCGCUUUUCGGAAUUAUUCCACAGGCUACUAGAAGAGCACCUCCUUUCUUUCGUCUUGGCUUUGAUUAUAACUCUUGCCGCUGUUUCCCUUCUUAUGAAUUAUCUUCUCUGGAAUGAAAUCCAGGACGGACCCUCAGACACAGAAGAGCGGCUAUUACGUGUCAAAACCUUACCCGCCGCUCAUGAUCUCGACGUGGCGCAGGUCGUCGCUUCGAGCCGUGGUGUCUUGGUAUCGAUCGCGCUCGACCGGUCAGUAUGCGUCUGGUCACCAAAGAGUGGAUCAGAUGUUUUUGAGAAUCGCAUUCUCCGCGCUGAUGCUGUUGGUCGACCACUGUGGCCUGUCUCUGCGUGUGCGAUUGAUGACGCGGCGCAGCUGGUGGCCAUUUGCUCGGCUUCUGGUCAUAUCUAUGUGUGGAGCGUGGCCGAACAUCACUUUACAAAGUCAUUGACUAUCGAUUUAGCAGAACAGCAACCGUGUGCAUUCUUUUUCGCCCGGAUUCGCACAGGAGAUUCGCUGGGUCUUCGUCUUAUCCUGAUCCGCCCAGAUGGGUGCAUGAUUGAGUCAGAUAUGGAAACUGAUGAAGUCGACCAGCUGCAGAUAUGCCGUAACCCGCUUGUGUGCGCGCGAGUUAUUGACAAUCCCAAGGCUCAAAUUAACAUUAUUACUGUUUCCCGGAGCGGCUGUAUGCACAUUGUCUCUCGCGACUUCAACCACUGGGUCUCAGAAGGCUUGGAACUGUCCAAACCACGUCAACUCCCAAGCGGCAAGAUCAUCAAAGUCAAGUCUGUUGUGCCCGUACCAGCCCUGGGCAUGGUGCUCGCCGUCAAGCUUUGCGAGAUCGACGUCAUUGACCUUCACUAUCGCACCGUCAUCCGAAGCUUGCAAACUGGCCAAGUCAAAGGACAAUCUCUGCGUGUCAUUCAUUCCCCAAGACGGCCGUGUCUUGCUUGCGGCGCCUCAAGUAUUGGGUCAUUCUCCAUUGUGUACACCGAAGCUGAAACGCACGAUUGCAUGAUGCACACCUUCACCUCUGGCCGGCCAGGAGUUCCUUUAUGUCUGACAUCCCGUUCCACCGGCCGGGGCCCAAGUUGCUGUGGUAUCGAGUACGCAGAAGAAUCCCUGCACUGGGUCGAAAACUCUAGUGCAUGGGAAGCCACAGGAGUCAAUAACGUGGUUGGCAUCCGCCAGGUCCCUGAAAUUGAUGAUUCUGGCUCUUCAUCUUCCUCCGACAGCGGGUCCUCUUCUUGUGAUCUCAGCGACUGCACGGGCAUUGGAGCAGGCAUCCUCCGUAAACGCAAAACAACCAUGACCAAAACCUCUGGCUCUUCUACCCCCACACAUCUCUCCUCUUCUACCUCUCAUCAUCGCCAUCCCCACCAUCCCCACUCUUCUCCAUCCACACCUCGUCCCCAGCGCCGCCGCCGGUCUAGCCCCUUCGGCGGUACUACCGCUUCCACCGCCUCUUCUUCCUCUUCUGACGAAAGUGGUUGGGAGGCCUGGAUGCUCUCUGCUUCUGGCGAAGUUCGCACUUCUCCCCUCAUCCUCGACAAUGACGUCCCCGGCGCAACGGCGAGUCUGAGUUCUUCCAAUCGUCCAUUUUAUUCCUCUCUCCAUCUUCUCGUCAGUAAAGCAGGCCCGAUUACCCAGCUCGGCAAACGGUCCGUUGUCGUCGGCUUCGGAAACGUACUCAAACUCCUCAUGGUAGGUAACGAGCGGUUUACCGAGGCAAAUGAUCCGUAUGACGAUAUAGCGUUUGCUUCUGUCGGGUAUAGACGCAGACUCGUCGGCAGGAAAGCAUUAUAA